Messenger RNA from Laccaria bicolor S238N-H82, 819 nucleotides. RefSeq lists its product as uncharacterized. Gene Ontology annotation, biological process: nucleolar large rRNA transcription by RNA polymerase I; transcription initiation at RNA polymerase I promoter. Gene Ontology annotation, molecular function: RNA polymerase I cis-regulatory region sequence-specific DNA binding. The coding region runs from base 1 to 819 and encodes 272 amino acids. Lineage: Eukaryota; Fungi; Basidiomycota; Agaricomycetes; Agaricales; Hydnangiaceae. The record is from RefSeq and is a predicted model, not a curated record. The transcript has 3 exons. Gene Ontology annotation, cellular component: nucleus; RNA polymerase I upstream activating factor complex.
AUGGCUUUCGACUUCAGCACUCUGGAACCACAAAUCCGUCAAAUACUCUCAGCUCCUGGGACAGAUUUGGCAACUAUCAGCGCAAAGCGCGUUAGACGCCAGUUACUCGACCUUAAUCCUUCUUUGACGGCAGAAUUUCUGAAGGAGAACAAGGAUAAUGUAGAUGCUAUUAUAUCGGGCGUAUUCGAGCAGGUGAGCCCAGUUGACGACACUGAGGACGCGCGAGAACAUCCCGUCGAGGUCGAGGAGAAGUCUGCUUCGCGGAAGCGAAGGCAGCAAAAGGUGGAUGAGCAGUCAGACGGAGGUGAUGAAGAUGAGGAGUCACCACCACCUCCGAAGAAGGCGAAAAAGGCGAAAAAGGAUAUUAGCGACGCCGAAUUGGCGCGGAAACUCUCCAGCGAAAUUAACAGUCGGUCAACAAGAACGGGAGGGAAGAGCCGCGGUAGCUCCAACUCUGGGGCGAAGAAAGGGGGUCGAAAGAAGAAAAGUGCGGCAACUGUAAAUUCUGACGACGACAGUGACGACAACGUCACCGAAAAGAAACCUAAGAAACCAUCCGGAGGUGCGAAAGGCGGCUUUGCAAAAGAGUUUCUCCUCAGCGAACCACUAGCUGCCGUGCUGCAAGUCAACAAACUCUCGCGACCGCAGGUCGUAAAGCAACUCUGGGUCUAUAUUAAAGGAAACGAAUUGCAAAACCCAGAAAACAAGCGCGAGAUUAUGUGCGAUGUCAAUCUUAAGGCUGUUUUCGGCGUUGACAAGAUUGACAUGUUUAAAAUGAACAAAGUUUUGGGCCAGCAUCUGCACGAGAAUGAGGGAUGA